AUGUCUAAAGAUAACAGAAAUGAAGAUAAGAAUAUAAAAAUAUAUGCAGUAAAUUUGAAUGAACACAUAAAAACAAAGGAAUUUAUAAUUAUGACAGACCAUUUAGAUAAUGAAAAGAAAAUUGAGAUAGAGAAAAUUAUAAAGGAAUAUAGAACAAUUUUUGCUAAGGACAACACGCUAGAUCUCGCAGGUAGAAUAUUAAAAGCCCCAGCGGGCAUUAACUGCAAGAUUGCAUGUUUGGACGAGGCCACGAAUGCAUGGCUAGCUGGACCGAGUCCAAAUCUCCCAUCCAAACCACAUAAGCAAAGGGCCUGGGAUACAAUAGCGUCCGUCGCCACCUUACAAACUUUAAUAGAGCCUUCAACUGGCAGGGACUGGGCCAGGCUGUUAGCUGUGUCCAAGCCAGAAUCUGGUUACUGGCUCCAGGCAUAUCCCUCGCCCAACACUGGGACUUUUAUCAACCCGGACACUCUACGCAUAGCCGUCGGUCUCCGGCUGGGAGCUGGGAUCUGCACAGGUCACAACUGUGUUUCUUGUGGGACUCCAGUGGACCGACUCGGCCACCAUGGCCUGUCCUGCACCUCGGGCGCCGGCCGCCUGUCCCGCCACGCUGCUCUCAACGACAUUCUCAGAAGGGCGCUCGUCAGUGCCAACGUUCCCGUCGCUCUGGAGCCCCAGAUUGUGCGGAGCGAUGGCAAGCGCCCUGACGGAAUGUCGCUCAUACCCUGGAAGUCGGGCCGUGCGCUGGUGUGGGACGCCACCUGUACAGACACCCUGGCGGCGUCCUAUCUACCAGUAACUACCAAACGUGCGGGGGCGGCGGCGGACGCCCGGGAACGCCUCAAGGUCUCUAAAUACAGCUGUCUCGGCGCCCAAUAUCAGUUUUUUUGCUUUCGGCGUCGAGACACUAGGUCCCUGGGGCAAAGGUGCGCUGGAAGUCCACAGGGAGCUCAGAAAAAGGUUGAGGGAGGCAACAGGCGACCCUCGCGCCGGCGGCUUUCUCGCGCAAAGAAUUGCAAUCGCAGUUCAACGCGGGAAUGCUGCCUGCGUGAUGGGCACCCUGCCAAGAGGCCCAGGCCUCUUAUUUAA
Parnassius mnemosyne (clouded apollo) is the source of this 1089-nucleotide messenger RNA. The record is from the annotation of a GenBank genome assembly. NCBI's taxonomy places the organism in Eukaryota, Metazoa, Arthropoda, Insecta, Lepidoptera, Papilionidae.